GCGAUGGGCGCGCGCGCGCUCGAGGGCUACUUCUUCUCGGCCGCGCUGAGCUGCAGCUUCCUGGGCUCGUGCCUGCUCUUCUCGGCCGUGGGCCGCGCGCUGCGGGAGCCCUACAUGGACGAGGCCUUCCACCUGCCGCAGGCGCAGCGCUUCUGCGAGGGCCGCUUCUCCCCGGCGGAGUGGGACCCGAUGAUCACGACGCUGCCCGGCCUGUACCUGGUGUCGGUGGGCGUGGUGAAGCCCGUGGGCUGGGCCCUGGGCUGGCCCGACCACGCCGUCUGCUCCAUCGGGAUGCUGCGCUUCGUCAACCUGCUCUUCAGCGUCGGCAACUUCUACCUGCUGUACCUGCUGCUCCUCCGGCUGCACCCCGGGGCCAAGGCGUCCGGCGUGCAGCGGGUCCUGAGCACGGUGACCCUGGCCGCCUUCCCCGUGCUCUUCUUCUUCAACUUCCUCUACUACACCGAGGCGGGCUCCGUGUUCUUCACCCUCUUCUGCUACCUGAUGUGCCUCUACGGCCACCACAAGACGGCCGCCCUGCUGGGCUUCUGCGCCUUCCUGCUCCGCCAGACCAACAUCGUGUGGGCCGCCUUCUGCGCCGGCAGCCUCGUGGCCCAGCGGCUGGCCGAGGCCUGGGCCACGGAGCUGGCCAAGCGCAAGGAGGGCCGGCCGCCGCGCUCGGACCUGGGGCCGCUGCUCCGCUUCCUGGGGGCCUUCUGCGCGCGCCCGCGGAACCUGUGGGCGCUGCUGCGGCCGACCUGGCCCUACGCGCUGCUGGCGCUGCUCUUCGGCGCCUUCGUGGCGGCCAACGGCGGCAUCGUGGUGGGCGACCGCAGCAGCCACGAGGCCUGCCUGCACGUGCCGCAGCUCUUCUACUUCUGCGGCUUCACGCUCUGCUUCUCGGCCCCGCACCUGCUGGCCGCCGGCCGGCUCGGGGCCUUCCUGCGCCUGGCCUGGCGGCGCCGCGGGGCCUGCGCGCUGCUGGCCGCGCUCGGGCUCCUGGCCGUGUGGCGCUUCAGCUACGCGCACAAGUACCUGCUGGCCGACAACCGGCACUUCACCUUCUACGUGUGGCGGCGCCUGCUGCAGCGGCACGCGGCCGUGCCCUACCUGCUCGUGCCCGCCUACCUGUUCGCCGGCUGGGCCAUCGCCGACGCGCUCCGGGCCAGGUCCGUCUUCUGGCGGCUGGCCUUCUUCGCCUGCGUGGCGGCCGCCACCGUGCCGCAGAAGCUGCUCGAGUUCCGCUACUUCAUCCUGCCCUACGUCCUGUUCAGGCUGCACCUCCCGCCGCCGUCCAUCCCCCGGCUGGCCUGCGAGCUGGGCGGCUACGUGGCCGUCAACCUGCUGACCUUCCACCUCUUCCUGAACAGGACGUUCCGGUGGCCCAACAGUCAGGACGUGCAGAGGUUCAUGUGGUAGGGGCGGCUCGGCUCGGGCCCCGAGCGAGACCGCUUC
Sorex fumeus (smoky shrew) is the source of this 1452-nucleotide messenger RNA. It is a transcript of the gene ALG10, whose product is annotated as ALG10 alpha-1,2-glucosyltransferase. Gene Ontology annotation, cellular component: endoplasmic reticulum. Gene Ontology annotation, biological process: protein N-linked glycosylation; dolichol-linked oligosaccharide biosynthetic process. Gene Ontology annotation, molecular function: dolichyl pyrophosphate Glc2Man9GlcNAc2 alpha-1,2-glucosyltransferase activity. The record is from RefSeq and is a predicted model, not a curated record. The coding region runs from base 4 to 1416 and encodes 470 amino acids. The transcript is spliced from 3 exons. NCBI's taxonomy places the organism in Eukaryota, Metazoa, Chordata, Mammalia, Eulipotyphla, Soricidae.